Messenger RNA from Phlebotomus papatasi, 1396 nucleotides. RefSeq names its product WD repeat domain-containing protein 83. Gene Ontology annotation, biological process: mRNA splicing, via spliceosome. Gene Ontology annotation, molecular function: protein binding. The record is from RefSeq and is a predicted model, not a curated record. Gene Ontology annotation, cellular component: catalytic step 2 spliceosome. NCBI's taxonomy places the organism in Eukaryota, Metazoa, Arthropoda, Insecta, Diptera, Psychodidae.
UGUUUUGCAUUGCUUUGAGGUUAAUCGUGUUAUGUUUUGAUUAGCACAAAAUUGAUCUUUUUUCAUGGAAUUAGUGAGGAAAAAGUCCAUCAAUUGCAACCAGGGUGCAAUUAGAGCCGUCCGCUACAAUGCUGAUGGCGCUUAUGCUCUAACUUGCGGCUCCGACAAGAAGAUAAAACUUCUGAAUCCACUCACGGAGACACUCCUAAAGACAUAUGGGGGCCAUGGGGAUGAAGUAUUGGAUGUGGUGGGCAGUUGCGAUAGUGCAAAAAUCUUGUCAGGGAGUCUCGAUAAGAGUCUGAUCUAUUGGGAUGUGACAACUGGGCAGGUAAUUAGAAGACUGAGACAUCAUGCGGGUGCAGUGAACUCUGUGAAGCUCAAUGAAGAGUCCACGGUAGCGGUUUCGGGCUCUAGGGAUAACACAGUGAUGUGCUGGGACAUGAGAGUGCCCAAAAUGGAACCGGUUCAGGUGAUGAAUGAGGCCAAAGAUUCGGUUAUUGAGGUGAUUGUUGCCAAUCACCGCAUCAUCGCUGCCAGUCUCGAUGGGUCUGUGCGCCAGUAUGACAUCCGGGCGGGAGAAGUGAUCACAGACAGCCUGGAUUGUGCUAUUGUGAGCAUAGCCAGAACCAGGGAUGGCCAAUGUCUCCUGCUCUCCUGUCACGAUGGCAUCAUGCGCCUCAUGGACAAUGACUCCGGGGACAUCCUGGCCAACUACCGCGGCCACACCAUGAUGAACUACAAAGUGGAAUGCGGAAUCUGUUCGGAUUCCCACGUAGUCUCAGGAUCGGCUGAGGGUGUUGCAGUGAUCUGGGAAUUGGUCCAGGGCAAGGAAAUCCGUCGUAUUCCCAUCGGCAACAAAGUCGUGCACUCCAUUGCUGUCCAUCCCACCGGAACUGACGUCAUCUUCGCCUGUGGUCAGAGAUUCACGUCUGGGGCUACCCCUAUUGAAAGGCAAGUACUCCCAAACUUUUUUCUCUAAUAUCAAAAUGUUCCUGAAUUUAGAGCAAAACCACACAAAAAAAAGACACUCGAGAGACUUUAGGAAGAGAUCUAUGCAAUAUUUUGUGCAAAUCAUGACGGGGGUUUUUCUUUUCAACAAAAAAAAAAUCAAAAACCAAAAUUAGAAAAAAGAAGAAAUAAUUUUCGGUGAAUAAAACCCCAAGCAUGUCAUUUAGAUUAGAAAAGAUGGAUUGAAUUGUGUGAAAAAAGCACAAUUUGGAUAAAGAGAAAAACUUUUCCUAAGAAUAAUCGAAUACAUAAAGUUCCUAAUAAAGUAGUGAUAAUUUUGCGAGGUAUUGUUAAACACUUAGAUUUCGAAUAUACAAUUUUACUCUCUUUUUAAUUAGAAUUUUUUUAUGGUAAAAAAGAAAGAAAGAAAAAACUUUGUAAGCUCUAA